Zingiber officinale is the source of this 1697-nucleotide messenger RNA. Its product is annotated as aldehyde dehydrogenase family 2 member C4-like. Lineage: Eukaryota; Viridiplantae; Streptophyta; Magnoliopsida; Zingiberales; Zingiberaceae. Gene Ontology annotation, molecular function: aldehyde dehydrogenase (NAD+) activity. The record is from RefSeq and is a predicted model, not a curated record. Bases 74 to 1558 code for a protein of 494 amino acids. The transcript has 9 exons.
CACCCUUUCUCAACUCCCUUGACUCAGUCAGUCAGUCUCUCCUUCAAAUAGUCGCUCUGUACCCAGCAAUUCAAUGGCCUGGGGAUUGAAGAUGCCGGAAAUCAAGUUCACUAAGCUCUUCAUUAAUGGCAGCUUCGUCGACGCCGUCUCAGGGAAGACAUUUGCAACGACAGAUCCGCGCUCAGGGGAGGUGAUAACGAUGGUGGCAGAGGGCGAAAAAGACGACGUGGAUUUAGCAGUGAAGGCAGCAAGAGAAGCUUUUGACCAUGGCCAAUGGCCUCGCAUGUCUGGAUUUCAAAGAGGACAGAUUAUGAUCAAGUUCGCAGACUUGAUCGACCAGCACAUCGAGGAAUUAGCCACACUCGACAGCUUAGAAGUGGGGAAGCUGUUCUCCCACAACAAGCUGGCUGACAUCCCCUCGGCUACCCGGAUGCUCCGGUACUUCGCCGGCGCCGCCGAUAAGAUCCACGGCGAAACACUAAAGAUGGGCGGACCGUUCCAUGGAUACACGCUCAAGGAGCCCAUUGGGGUGGUCGGGCAUAUAAUACCUUGGAAUUUCCCGACCGUCAUGUUCUUCUUCAAGGUCUCCCCUGCUUUGGCUGCGGGCUGCGCCAUGGUUGUCAAACCGGCAGAGCAGAGCUCGCUCUCUGCACUUUACUAUGCUUUCUUGGCUAAGCAGGCAGGCAUUCCAGAUGGCGUUCUAAAUGUUGUGACCGGUUUUGGCCCAACUGCCGGAGCUGCCAUUGCUUCUCACAUGGACAUCAACCAAGUUAGUUUCACAGGAUCCACUGAAGUAGGACGUUUGAUCAUGGAGGCAGCUGCGAGAAGCAACUUGAAGCCCGUAUCACUCGAAUUGGGUGGGAAAUCACCAUUAAUCAUCUUUGACGAUGCAGAUAUCAACAUGGCCGUUAAACUCGCUCAAAGGGCAGUGUUCUACAACAAGGGAGAAGUGUGCGUGGCCGCAUCGCGAAUCUACGUACAAGAAGGAAUUUACGACGACUUCAUGAAGAAGGCGGUGGAGACUGUCGGAGACUGGAUUGUCGGUGACCCUUUCGAUCCACAUGUUCAUCAGGGGCCUCAAGUAGUGGACAAGGAGCAAUUCGAGAAGGUCCUCAGAUAUAUCGAGCAUGGCAAAAGAGAAGGAGCUACCAUUGUUGCCGGAGGCAAGCCCUGUGGUGAAAAUGGUUACUACAUUGAACCCACAAUCUUUGUAGAUGUCAAGGAGGACAUGGUGAUAGCCAAGGAGGAAAUAUUUGGACCAGUCAUGUCCCUCAUGAAGUUCAAGACGAUGGAGGAGGCGAUCGAGAAAGCGAAUAAUACAAGAUAUGGAUUGGCUGCGGGGGUUGUGACGAAGAACUUGGACAUAGCAAACAGGAUGGCGAGAUCAAUUCACGCGGGCAGCAUCUGGAUCAACUGCUACUUUGCAUUUGACAGUGACUGUCCUUUCGGCGGCUUCAAAAUGAGUGGAUUUGGGAAGGAUCUGGGGAUGCAUUCGAUUGAAAAAUAUCUCCAAGUUAAAUCUGUUGUCACGCGACUUCACGAUUCUCCUUGGCUGUAGUCAAAGACUGAACAUCGAUUGGAGAAGUUAGAGAUUGUGCUAGCUACAUGUUUGAUUCUGACGAUCGAUGUAUCCGAUCAGUUUAAUUGCUGCCUGCCUGAUCUAUUAUCAACCAAAAUAAAGGCGUUCGACUUCAACA